AUGUGGCUGCUGGCUGUUGGAGCCUCCGCUCUCUUCACAGCACCCCGCGUACGCGUCCUCUCCCCGCCGCCCGUGCACGCGGCACUGCGGUCGACGCAUCCCACCGCACUUGCCCUGCCUCCGACCACGCUGCUCCCGGCGGGGCUGCUGCCAGCCGGGCUGCUGCCCGAGGCGGUGGCGCUCAACACCGUGCUCUUCGGCGCGUUCGGCGCCAGCGGCGCAUCCGAGCGCAUGCUAACGCCGUCGGGCUUUGCCCACGCCUGGGCGCUCGGCGUCAUCCUCUGGUCCACACUCGGCUGGCGCGGCUUCGUGGCGGGCGUGGCCUAUCUGCUGUGUGGCUCCGCGGUGACAAAGGUGGGCCGCGCGAAGAAGGAGGCGCUCGGCAUCUCCGAGGGCCGCGGCGGCCGGCGCGGCCCCGAAAACGUGUGGGGAUCGGCGGCGACCGCCGCCCUUUGCGCGCUCGCGUACCGGCGGGCGGUGCUCGGCCGGGCCGCGGUAGCGCUGUCGCCGCCGGCGCUGCUUGUUGGCGUGGUGGCGUCGCUCGCGACCAAGCUGGGCGAUACCUUCGCCUCCGAGAUAGGCAAGGCCUAUGGCCGCACCACCUACCUCAGCACCACCUUCCGGCGCGUGCCCCCGGGCACCGAGGGGGCUGUCUCACUGGAGGGGACCCUCGCGGGCGUCGGUGGCUCGCUCAUACUAGCCGGCUACGGGGUGGGGAGCGGCCUGAUGCCGCCGGCGGCGGCGCUGCCGACGGUACUUGCCGCGUGGAUCGCAAACAACGUCGAGUCGAUCAUCGGCGCGACGGCGCAGGGCAAACAGGGCCUCGGCUGGCUCACCAACGAGGUGGUCAACUUCAUCAACACGCUCGUGGGCGCCGCAGCCGCCAUCGGGCUGUGCCUCCUCACCGGGGCUGUCUGA
Messenger RNA from Emiliania huxleyi CCMP1516, 918 nucleotides. RefSeq lists its product as hypothetical. Bases 1 to 918 code for a protein of 305 amino acids. The transcript has a single exon. Gene Ontology annotation, cellular component: membrane. The record is from RefSeq and is a predicted model, not a curated record. NCBI's taxonomy places the organism in Eukaryota, Haptophyta, Isochrysidales, Noelaerhabdaceae.